GCCUUGCAGCAGAGCUUUGGCAAUGGAGAAUCGCAAUGCCAUCACGAGUGGCCAAAGAGAAAACUUGGGCUUCGCUCUGGAGAAUCCCUUCAGCUUCAAGGUUGGCCAAGUCUUCACGGGUUUUGGCGUGGGAUGCGGGGUUGGUAUCGGCGUCGGUCGCCCUAUAUACUUAGGUGCUAUACCAAUGGUGCAACAAGUCUUGACUGCGACAAGAGGUGCUACAGAUGUUCUCUCCGGUGUCGGAAGACAUGUUAAUGGUUCUCUAAAAAAAUUCGGAGUGAAAAACGUUGAAGCAGGUGUUGGAUGCGGUGUUGGGUUCGGCCAUGGUUUUGGAAUAGGACUUGCCUUGAAGCCUGGAGUUAUUCAGCGGGUUCAAUCUUCCAUUGCUCUAACAAUGGCUAAAAUCAUGAUGCGUUUGGGAAUUGCUCCCAAGAUCCCUUCAAUUCAGAAUAUCAUGCCUGGGUCAUUUCCUAGCAAUAGUUUGUUAAGUGGGGCCUCAGAUAAAAGUGUUAAAUCCUCAAUUGGCAGUGUACUAAAUUUGGGAACAAAAACUACUGGAAGUACACAGCAGCAUUUACUAAGUGAUAGCCCCCACCAGGAAUCUAUAAGUAGUUCUCCUGAAUCAAAAGAAACAUCAAGCCUAUUUGGAAGCAGGUCUGUAAAGGUUAUCAAUGAAUUCUUACAGAAUCCAGUUCUCAACAAGGAAGAAACAGAGGUCAGUGAAUUGGCUGAAAAUCUUCAUGCUCAGAAUAAUGUUCUUCAAAUGUUGCUUAAACAUCAACAAGUGAUCGAACAAUUGAUAGAGGAGAAUCAGAUGCUGCGCCGUGUACUUACUGAAGACUUGCAUGUUCAACCUAGCAAGUUGUGCUCUAGUAGGGAGAUUAAGAAGGGAACAAACUACCAAUGUCCUGACUGUUUUGAAUGCCGCAGAAGAGAAAGAAAAUCAGCAAGGUAAUAGAGUUACACACUGCCCAAAUUUCUUAUUAACCAAAGGUGAGAUCUCUAUCCCACGGCAAGACAAUGAUGAGAAGAAUUAAGAAAACUAUGUCUGAUGUUGUUUGCCCUUACUGAGAUAGUGUGAAGUAGAUUGAUUGCUGAGGUAUAUUUUAUGGUAAAGAGAAUAAGGCCAUUUUCCUCAUUCAAUUUGUCCUGUCUUGCUUUAUUCAAGGAUUUAAAUUUUUUGUUAUUUCCAUUAUGAAAAAAUUAUAGUUAUGUUGCAUAACUGAAACAAUACUUGUACAAAAUACACUUUUGAGUUUUCGAUGGAGAAAUUUUCUGUGGCUGUUUAAAAGAAGUGAUUAGCUGGUUGGUAUUUAUCAACUCCAGGGCUGUGUAUAAGAUCAUAGAAUGUGUUGUCUUGUAUCUUUCAUUUGGUCCAACACAAUUACAACUUGAAAGUAGUCUGCAAACAAACAUAUUCAUGUAUCAUUUUUUAUUUGUUGACCUAGUUUUUUCA
Messenger RNA from Dioscorea cayenensis subsp. rotundata (Guinea yam), 1456 nucleotides. RefSeq lists its product as uncharacterized. The transcript is spliced from 7 exons. The coding region runs from base 23 to 955 and encodes 310 amino acids. Lineage: Eukaryota; Viridiplantae; Streptophyta; Magnoliopsida; Dioscoreales; Dioscoreaceae. The record is from RefSeq and is a predicted model, not a curated record.